AUGGUUGGUGGUGAUCAUCGCUCCUUGAUAGAGUCGAUCUACAACGCUCCUGCAAAUCUGCUUAGUGUGGUUGCUUGCUCUGGGUCCGCGGUUGGCCAGUGCUUGAGUCCAGCGAAGUUUGAUAUUCUUGUGCCAACAUCUUCGAGGAUCGCUUCUACAAAGCUUCCGACAUCUGCCAAUACAUCGCCAACCCUAAUAAGCAGUAACUGCUACGGCAAGACUGCAGCUAAACAGAAGAUGGCUGCUCGUCCACAAACCGCAAAAAAGUCAAAGCGAGAUAGAAAGAAGGCCUGGAAGAAGGAUCCAUGGAAGGGGAAGGUGGCAGACUUGAGUCAUCCUCCUUACCGAAAAGCAAAAAUGGAGGGAAAACUCCCCGGGCCUAAUCCUGACGAGCAUGUUCGCCCAUCGGUGCCCACAUCUAACCACGUUGCGCGCGCUGCACAGCGGAUGAAAUACUGGCCAGAGAGACAACGCCUAAGCCCCAUUCAGUCUCCCGAACUGGAUGCGCCGACUCUAGUUAAUGGCAAAGAAUUGGGAUUACCGGAACUAAACAGGGACGCUAAGCCAGCGCUGAACCCCGUCGACAGAAUCCCGCCCACACGCUUUCCGAGGGUCUAUGUUGGGGAUAAUGCACCUACACCGCGCUGGCUGAUUCGACCGGUCCGCCCAGUGACCAACCAUGAGUCGGCACACAAUUCGUCUUCAGAAAGCGGAUCCGCAGCAAGCGGCUUCUCAUCCGCGUCAGGUAGCUCCCGCCUUCUACCAUUAGGACGGCUGCGCUGGGAAUUCGACCCUGGCCCAGCUGCCAAACACGGGCAGGACGAGGCCCGACUACACGAAUAUGCCUACCGAUAUCUCCAGAACUCUCUCCGUGACCCAAUUGUCCGAGAGGAAAUGAGGAACAUGAUCUGGAACAGCCCGUAUGCGCUUGUUGUCGCGAAUGUUGAGGACCCGUUACCUAUUCCACCUCCACCACCGCAUUUCAAGGACCAGAGACCCUCAGAUUAUGCGGCCCUUCGAGAGGCAAUAUCUGCAUCAAAUCCUGACGACUAUCACUUCAAGUAUCCUGACUAUGCGCGGCCGUCACUAGCAGCUAGAACAUACGGACAUCAAGACACUUAUAAAAGCCGCAAGUCAAGCGUAGAUUCUCAGAGUUCGGCCGUCUCCCAUGGCAGCUCUAGCACCGGCGAAAGCUCCCGUACCCGGGCCAGCAGUAGCUCAAGCAUCAGUAUUGUGCACAAAGAGCUCUCGCCAGUUUACCAGCAUGAAUUUGACGAUGACACGAAUCACUACCUCAAACGCGGGCAAAAGGUAGGGUUUAAAGCCAAGAUCAAGACCAAGGAAAAGAACCAGACAGAGUCCUUCCUUUCAAAACCGCCUAGACGAGGCAGAGGACGGCCAACGAAAAGCGACAUAGAUUUCUUGGAUGUACCAACGCUCGAAGAGCUGUCCAGCGCAGAACCACCGCGGAAGAAACGUGCAGGAGUGGAGAAGCCAGCAAGAGAUAUGUGGAGGCCACUCUCGGAAACCUUCUCUGAGGAGGAAGAUAUAAUAACCCCAAAGGCCCCCAAAAUAACAAGCAAGAACGCUGCGAAAGCAAAGAUGGAUGGGGCGAUACUGAACAAGCGAACUGGUGGCUGGUUGGUGUCUGUAUAUGCUGAGUAUGAGUCGUGCCUUCCUUGCUGGCAAGAGCUGAUAUCCUUCCCAACCCUCGAGGAUACCAAGUCCGGACAAAUUCCGGCGGAUUAUGCAAAGCAUGAUCUUGGAACUUACUUAGUGUGUGCCGAAGUAGCAAAGCGGCAGGAGCAAUUGGCUCUGGGCUGGCUCUCGGCAUCCGUAAUCCACCCCCACGGGUUUCUCCCCACUCGGCGUCCCGGGUAUUCCGAGGGGGUCAUACCACGAGAGUACUCCGCACUUCUACUGGGUUCCCGGGGACAAACACUACGCGCGGUCAGCGACAUCACCAAAAUGCGCGCCCGCACUCUCCUCCUCAGAGUCAGCAUCUUCUCAGCGGCACUCGCUCUUCAACCAUCAGCACCAGGCCCAGCUCCUUACACCGAACCUUACAGACCUCAAUACCACUUCACCCCUGCUCAAAACUGGAUCAACGACCCUAACGGCCUGCUCUACCACAAUGGCACCUACCACAUGUUCUAUCAGUAUAAUCCGGGCGGAGUCGCGCACGAGGCAAUGUCCUGGGGUCAUGCAACGAGCCAGGACUUAACGCAUUGGGAUGAGCGGCCUGUUGCGUUGACGGCCAGGGGUUUUCCCGGCAAGAACAUAUCAGAGCAGUUUUUCAGUGGCAGUGCGGUUUAUGACGUGGAUAACUCCAGCGGAUAUGGAAAUGGAAUGGGAACGGCUGCUCCUAUGGUUGCCAUGUAUACGUCUUUCUAUGUCUACGGCCAGACGCUUCCCAGCGGCAAGAAGGUCCGCGCAAGCCAACAAUCUCAAUCAUUGGCAUACAGUCUCGACUCUGGCGAAACAUGGACUACUGAUGACGCUGUGAAUCCCAUCCUCUUACAGCCUCCGCACCCUUACGAAUCUCAGUAUAAAGAAUGGCGUGACCCUAAUGUCUUCUGGCACGCGCCUACAAAAAAGUGGAUUCUGACAACUGCACUGUCCGAUCUGCACAAACUCCUUAUCUACACCUCGACUGAUCUCAAGAACUGGACGCUCGCUAGCGAGUUCGGUCCCUAUAAUGCCGUCGGUGGAGUCUGGGAGUGUCCUAGUUUCUUCCCGCUACCUGUAGACAACGAUGAGUCGAACGUGAAAUGGGUCGCGAUCAUCGGCCUGAACCCCGGCGGUCCACCGGGGACAGUGGGAUCUGGAAACCAGUAUAUUCUAGGCCAAUUUAACGGGACUCAUUUUCUUCCGGACGCCGAAAGUUUGCAUGAGCAAGGAGAGGCGAAUUGGCUCGAUUAUGGACCGGACUUUUAUGCGGCGCUCGUUUAUAAUGGCCUGCCGGAGUUUCAGCGUACUGUUAUUGCAUGGAUGAGUAACUGGCAGUAUGCCGAGAAGGUCCCGACGACGGUUUGGCGCAACGCAAUGACUAUUCCAAGACGCCUUGGUCUUAAGACUAUCAAUGGAAAGGUGCUAGUUGUUCAAGAACCGGAAGCAAACUGGGCUGCUAUCAUGAGCAAGCCACAAACCACGCGUAUUUUGUCUCUCCCGGCAAAUAGCACGCGUAACCUAGGGUCUCUAGGGAAGACACUUGCUGCUAAUCUCACCUUCUCUGCCGGAGAACAAAAUGGCUCUUCCUUCGGAAUCUCCCUUUUGGCAACCCAGAACUUCACAACCCAGACCCUUAUCGGCUAUAACUUCGCCACGAAGCACAUCUUUGUCGAUAGACGGGCAUCAGGAAAUACCUCUUUUGACGAGACAUUUGCGUCCGUUUAUCGUGCCCCGCUUGAACCAGCGGAUGAUGGGACUGUGACGCUUAGGAUAUUCGCAGACUGGUCGAGUGUUGAAGUCUUUGGAGGGCAGGGAGAAACCACUCUCACAGCCCAGGUUUUCCCGCCCGAGGGAGCGACACAUGCAAGGCUCUUUGCCAACGGUGCCGGUGUGGAGGACGUGCUACUGAGUGUGAGUAAGGUUGGGUCUGUUUGGAACUGAAGGAUCUAGCUAGAUGUUUUGUUGUUUGGCUCGCAUUGAAGGGUCGAUCUGAUGACCAAAGUUCAGCAGUCUUAUACUUAUCCACAACCUGAUCCAAUUCGUUGAUUCCUUCGAUUAGUUUUGAGGGCAGCCUGUAGCGUGACUUCGGUCAAGCCGAGCUCACUCAACUAGCAGAUGCUACAGAGCCAGCUGGCUGAUCCACGCCAGCCAAAGGGACUGAACAAACAGUCUGUG
This is a messenger RNA of Aspergillus nidulans FGSC A4, 3846 nucleotides long. RefSeq lists its product as uncharacterized. Gene Ontology annotation, biological process: carbohydrate metabolic process. Bases 1 to 3612 code for a protein of 1203 amino acids. Gene Ontology annotation, molecular function: hydrolase activity, hydrolyzing O-glycosyl compounds; beta-fructofuranosidase activity; fructan beta-fructosidase activity. Gene Ontology annotation, cellular component: extracellular region. The record is from RefSeq and is a predicted model, not a curated record. NCBI's taxonomy places the organism in Eukaryota, Fungi, Ascomycota, Eurotiomycetes, Eurotiales, Aspergillaceae. The transcript has 13 exons.